Molecule: messenger RNA, 327 nt
Organism: Lactuca saligna
Lineage: Eukaryota; Viridiplantae; Streptophyta; Magnoliopsida; Asterales; Asteraceae
Source: the annotation of a GenBank genome assembly
AUGAAAAGGGCAAGAGCAAGUAUUCAAGGUAUGCAGAAGAAAGACAUGUUUUUGAACAAACUUUGCCCAAAUGAUGAAGAGGAAGAAGAUCCUACUGCUGAGCAACUACCUCCUGUAUACCCUAUGCACAAUUCUGAGCAAGAAUGGGAUCAAAUGGCUCCUGUGUUAGGUAUGAAAUUCACAAAUCCUAGUGAACUCAAACAUUGUCUUACCAACUAUGCUGUUAAGCAUGGUUAUGAUUUGUGGACUAAGGGAGAGUCUUGGGAUUUAACUAUAUGCCCAUCCAUUAGGAAGAAAAUAGCAGAUUUGAAGGACAAACAGAGGUAA